AUGAACCUUCCAAGAGUCCCGCGCGUGCGACGCGGCGCCGUAAAAACGGGAAAUUCGGCGCAGGACUCCUCGGCGACGCCUCCGAAAAGUGAGAAUCAGAAGGGAAAAGCUCUGCCGCAAUCUUCACGCAAGUCGCGGGAGUCUACACUGCGCACACGUGGGAAAAAAAGGCAAGGCACGGACAGUGUGCAAAGCGACGAAGACGAGGACGACAUCGAUGAGGAAUCGGAGGAAAACGUUCCCAUGAGACGGGCGAAGCGCGCACCGCGCCGUGCGAUCCAGGCGAGAAAGAUUGUCGAUGAUGAAGACGAAGAAGAGGACGAUGACGAUAAUGCCGACGGAGAUGAUGUCAUUGGAGAAGAGGAUGAUGCUGGUGGUGACGGGGACGAUGAAGGUGAUAAUGAUGACGAUGAAUCUAAGGACCGCGACUCUGAAUCGGAGUCUGUAUCACUCAGCCGGGGUGAGAAGAAGGUAAAGCAGGCUAAGGAUAUGAGUAGUGGGAGCAUUUCUAGAGACGACGACGAAGUGGACGAUGAGAGCGAGGACAUGAAAAAGGUGAAUGCUGGACGUGACAAGAUAUUGGCAGAAUUGGAAGAGGCAGAGGCCAUGGAUGACGGCUCAGAUCCGCUUGACAGCGACGACUCCGUGGUGGAGAAAGGGACAAAGAAGACGGAGCGUUUAACAAGGCGUCAACGCGCGAUGCAGGGAGAGAACGUGAAACUCGAGUACACAAAGUUGGAGUCGCCCAAAGCGAAGAAGGCUGCACCACCGGAGGAAGCGUGGAGCAAUGACGAAGAGGCAGAACUGAAAAAGCAGCAACGCGCGCGCCUGCGCCAAAUGAUUCAUGAGAAGAGGAACAAGGAGAAGCGAGCAGCCAUGGUGGACAAAGUUUUACGUGGCGUUACUUCAAAGAGGAAGAAACUCACGAUGGCAUCCGAGGAAAGGGUUGCCAAAGUGGGAACGCGGCUCAGCAAGAAUGAAAUGCGCAAGGGGUGUAUUCGGUUUGUGAGCAAUCCGACAGGCACAUCCUUAUCAAUUCCUGAAGAAGAUGAUGCACCCGCAUAUCUACAGGAAAGUCUAAAAGCAGUCUACCCAAAGCCAUGUCUAAGAGAUCCACGAACUGGAAAGAGAAUAUUUACAGAUGCGUAA
Molecule: messenger RNA, 1149 nt
Organism: Chondrus crispus (carragheen)
Lineage: Eukaryota; Rhodophyta; Florideophyceae; Gigartinales; Gigartinaceae
Exons: 1
Coding region: 1-1149 (382 amino acids)
Biological process (GO): chromatin remodeling
Cellular component (GO): Ino80 complex
Source: RefSeq, a predicted model, not a curated record